This is a messenger RNA of Leptopilina heterotoma, 447 nucleotides long. RefSeq lists its product as uncharacterized. Lineage: Eukaryota; Metazoa; Arthropoda; Insecta; Hymenoptera; Figitidae. The transcript is spliced from 4 exons. The record is from RefSeq and is a predicted model, not a curated record. The coding region runs from base 1 to 447 and encodes 148 amino acids.
AUGACGAAUUAUAUGUUUGUAGAGGUUAGGAAUCUGGGACGAUGUCGAGAGGUGAGAGAGAGAUUCAGACACAUCGAAGAAGACGAGCAACAUAGGAGACAACAACGCAACCUCUCACAACAAAACGCGAUAAUCGGCAGAGAUAAAAAUAAUCAGAAUAAUCUGAUUACAGAAAAUCAUGAUUUUAACAACAAAUGGUUCUUUAAUACAACUGACAUUGAAAUACCGGAAAUAGUUCAAAAAACUGCUAGUCUUGCACCUGAUUCCACUACACCGUCAUCACCUGUCAUCCCUGAGUCACCUUCACCACUGGCAUCACUAUCAACUUCACCACCGGCAUCACCAUCAUCUUCACCACCAGUAUCACCAUCACCUUUACAUUCAAACUCACCUCAAUCAUCUCCUCCAGCAUCACCAUCAUCUGAUAUUUAUUAUACGCCAAAGUAG